This is a messenger RNA of Helianthus annuus (common sunflower), 2523 nucleotides long. RefSeq names its product protein LONGIFOLIA 1. The transcript has 4 exons. Gene Ontology annotation, biological process: regulation of monopolar cell growth. The coding region runs from base 194 to 2392 and encodes 732 amino acids. The record is from RefSeq and is a predicted model, not a curated record. NCBI's taxonomy places the organism in Eukaryota, Viridiplantae, Streptophyta, Magnoliopsida, Asterales, Asteraceae.
UUUAAAUGUGCAAAAAGCGGGAGUUACAGAUAAAGCAAGACAAACAAUCAAGAAACACUAGAUGAGAGAGAGAAAGAAGCAACACAAAAUCAUUGUGUGCAUUAAGUUUUAUGUAUCAAUGUAAACAAGUAACCUUAAGAUUAGAGCUUUUGUGUGUGUGUGUCCGUGAAGAAGAGAUCACAGCAGUCGUAAAAUGAUGAGAGGGGUAAUGCAAGACCAGAAUCAUGAAAACCAGAUCGAGAAACAAAUUGGAUGCAUGUCUGGUUUCCUUCACAUCUUCGAUCGACAACAGAUUUUGGCCGGAAAGCGUAUCCACUCUGCUAAACGUCAUCCUACAUCCGCCGUGGUGGCCGUGUCACCGGAGUCGAUUAAUUUGAACACGAUCAGAGAAACUGAGAAGCCGGUAGUGGUUACCUCGCCGGAAAGCGAAAGUCUAAACGGUUUUCCGCCAUCUCCUGUUGCGAAUUUGAAGUUUUUUCCUACAUCAACGCCACCUAGAUCACCACUACCCCUCCCAAUAUUUGAGGGGAAGAAUUCAUGGAAAUUCUGCAAAGAAAUGCCGAGGCUAUCUCUUGACAGCAGAGCAACAAUCGACUCGAAAGGGAGUCUGUGUCCACGAGAGAUCCGGCCAGACUCCAAUGACCCAACCUUGGAGAAUCAAGGAAGGUCGCCCAGCGUCAUUGCCAGAUUAAUGGGACUUGAGCAGUUGCCGUCUUCGUCUUCGGUUUUGUCAUCGAGUCCAGAACCCAUGACGAAACCGGAGCUCAGGCGAUCUGCAUCUGAAUCCAGGGUUGCAACAAAUUUGUUCAACUCUGGAUUCAUAGACCGGAACAAUUUGCAAACAAAACAACCAAAUCAAACAUCUGAAAAAAAUCAGACUAGCAACCCCGAGAUGAAAUAUCCAUCACGGAAUAUUUCAUCACGGAGUCAACAAAAUGAAUCUUCUCCUCUGCGGAGAUACCCUGCACCUCCGCAGAGGAGAAUCUUCUUCGACUCAACGGAUUUUUUCCCUGAGCCGAAGCAAAAAAUCUCAAAGAACUUGAACAUGAAGUUGAAAAGAGUAGACGAACAGUCGAAGGAUCUAGAAGCAUUGAAGAAUAUUCUAGAAGCAUUGCAACUGAAGGGUCUUUUACAUUCUAUAAACAGAGACAACAACCGGAACUUCGUUUACGAUAAUUUGAAUGUAAUCCCUAUGAAUCGCCGGCAUUGCCAUUCACCCGUGCCAAAUCGGAGAUAUUCGGGUGAUAUUUCUCCGAGAACCGAACGUGGAGUGUUUGAUCGAAGCGGAAGGAGUCUGGUGAGAGUUAGAAACUCCGCGGUUCGUUCUAGAAUCGAGCUUAAUUCAAAGAAUUCUAAUGCAAAUGACAAGAGAAAACCGUUGAGCAUCCAGACCGGACAGAGAUGCUGUGCAUCGUCUGAAUCGCCAAGAAAUUCACCCAAACUUGCACCGAAAAAAAGCGGAUCGGAACAUCGUUCUGCAGUUGCGAGUCGGUCUCCGAGAAGCAAGAGACCGACCGAAAAGGUUUAUUUGAAACACAAGGUUUGUAGAACUGUGGUUGUGGAGGAUGAAUCGACUUCGUUUUCUGAAAGCUCCGGUAGUACAACUUCUCAGUUUGAUGUAGAGAGAUCGAAAAUGGAGGAAUACAAAGAAGGAAAAAGUCUACUAGCAAGAUGUGACAAAUUACUAGCAGAAAUGAACAGCAUUACCGAGUCACAUACGAGUUCCUCCAACUCAGUACUACCGAGUCCAGUUUCUGUUCUUGACCCGGCGUUUGACAAGGACGAAUCGUUGUCUCCUUCGCCUGUCAUGAAACGCACCAUUGAUUUCAAAGAUCUUGCUGAUGAUCUAGACGACGACAUCUGGAGCUCUCCUGCGACACCAACCGAAGACUUCGAGGAGUUCAUAUCAGGCGAUUCCGACUUUAAAUACAUCUCCGAAAUACUCCGAGCAUCAAAGUAUCUUCCAGUCAACUCUUCCGCCUUCCUUUUUCUUGAAAAACAACAAUCUCUCAACGAAAACGACUCAUCAAACAGUUCAAAACUCCAACGAAAGCUAGUGUUCGACGUUGUUACUGAAAUCCUCAACCACAACAAAGAUUUACCACCGUCAUUAACAAAAUCAAGCAACACUGUUAAAAAAAUUUGUUCCGAGUUUCAGAAGAUCCGGGAGCCUGAAACCGCAGAAAACUUGUUGGAUCAGAUUUGUUCUGUGCUUAAAAAAGACCUCGCCGGAGACAAUGGCUGGGGAGAUCAUCCGGUGGAGAUAUCUGAAGCCGUAUUGUACAUCGAACGCCUGAUAUUCAAGGAUUUGGUAAGCGAAACAAUCCGUGAACUCGCUCAAUUUGCCGGGAAAACAACCGUCUUGGCGACGAGAAGGAAAUUGGUUUUUUAAAAUAAUUAUAAUAAGAGGGAACCCCUUUAGUUUAAUUUUCCCGCUCUUUUUUUAUAUAAAAGAUAUUGUGUCAGACUCGAAGACUAUAUAUUGUUAAAGUUGAUGAAGUAAAAGUAAAAAGUUAUGGAAAA